Messenger RNA from Arachis ipaensis, 365 nucleotides. Lineage: Eukaryota; Viridiplantae; Streptophyta; Magnoliopsida; Fabales; Fabaceae. The record is from RefSeq and is a predicted model, not a curated record.
GGGGAGAAUUCCCUCAAUUCUCAUGCAUGAUCGCUCUUCCAAGCCUCCUCCUCCUCCUCUUCUUCUUCUUCUUCUCCUCCUUCUUCUCCUUCUUCAUGACUUUGUUCCAAGGAUUCGAAUACAUCAGGUUUCAGCGCUGUGGAGUUCGUUUUGUAGCAACCUCUUCUUUCUAUCAGAUACUGCUUACUUUCACCAUAACGGCUUUAGGAUUAGCUGUGCUCCAUGUCACAAAGGACGAAAGGAGAUAUUCCUUUUAUCCAUUCCUUGUCAGGGAAGAUCUGAAGCAGCGUCAGCUGCACACGUCCUACAAGAAAACCAUAUACAAUUACGAAGCAAAGAGAACGAUGGACAGAGGAGGAGCAUAA